AUGCAUUGGAUCAAUUAUUUUGUCCUAUCACAUGACCUAAUUUCAUAUCCCAACAGCACCCAUCAUUUAUUAUAAUAGAUAAUCAUUUGGAUCCAUUUCGAGUUAGUUGAUGAAUUGUUAUUUAUUAAUGAUGUUGGUUUAAAGCAAUAUGGUUUGAUUCUUUAUGAUCACAAUUACAUCAAAUAUACAAAUAAUCAGAUUGGCUGUAUCCAUCAUCAUGAAGAUAAAGGAUAGCAUUUUACUCAAUUUAAAAAGUUAGAAAAAGUAGGUUCUGCAGUAACCUUUGUGGCAAAAUCUAUGGAAUUAGAAAAAAAUUACAAAUGCAAAUAGGAAAUUGGAGAAAUUGCAUAAUUGAUAAUGAAAACAAUAUUAAUAGAUACAUUCAAUUUUUAAUAAAACCAAUAUCAAAUUAGAUGGAUGGACAAAGAUAAACAAAUUCUCGAUUUAUGCCAUUCUUCUAUCCUUAACUUAAUGCUUAAAAGAGUAUUAAUAUCUUACAGAUUUGAAUUAAAAUGA
Molecule: messenger RNA, 516 nt
Organism: Paramecium tetraurelia
Lineage: Eukaryota; Ciliophora; Oligohymenophorea; Peniculida; Parameciidae
Exons: 1
Source: RefSeq, a predicted model, not a curated record